GUCUGUCCACAGUUUGAGGAAGUAGCAAACGCCUAAGUGAACACCCCCGCCCAUGUGAAUUAUGUUUGCAUUGAUUGUGUAACUGUAAAAAACAACAACAACGUUCUCCCUUGGUUUACUUUUAAUAUGCCAAUGCAUAUUUAAUGUUUUGCACCGGUCUAACAAGAAAUGGCAUCUAAAUCAUUGUACUCGCAAAGAGAUCCUGUUCUGAAGAAGAGAGAUGACUUUGAAGACGUUUUAGAAGAACGGAGGAACUCAAGUGAUUUACGAUAUGCAUUCAAGUGCUACACCCCCGUGCUCUACAAGAGCCUCAACCCGUGUAAACCCAGUAUGCUAAAAAACAUUGUCCUGCAGUCGGAUCCUCUCCAAUAUGUAAUUAAUCAGGUGUGUGCGGAGUCAGGCGAGCCUGUGGAGCUGGUCCAGGAGGAGGCGGCAGCCAUCUUGGAGGAGAUGGCCCACCGACUGCAGCUCAGCACCGUCCGAUUCUUUGCAUUCGCCCUCAGCAAGGCCUUCAAGAGCCUGUUCCGCAGCGUCUGUGUCAACGAGGAGGGCAUCCAGAGGCUUCAACAGGCUAUACAUGAACAUCCGGUGGUGCUUCUGCCCAGCCACCGCUCAUAUAUGGACUUCCUCAUGAUGUCAUACAUCUUGUACACGUAUGACCUCACGCUGCCGGUCAUCGCUGCAGGAAUGGAUUUUAUGGGAAUGAAGUUUGUUGGGGAAAUGCUACGCAUGUCAGGAGCCUUUUUUAUCCGCCGAUCCUUUGGUGGAGACAAGCUUUACUGGGCUGUGUUCUCUGAAUAUGUCAAGACAAUGCUCAGGAAUGGUUAUGCUCCAGUUGAAUUCUUCUUAGAAGGCACAAGAAGCCGCACAUCAAAAUCACUAACACCAAAGACAGGCCUGUUGAAUAUUGUGAUGGAGCCCUUCUUCAAAGGCGAGGUGUUUGACGUCAGCCUGGUGCCCGUCAGCAUCAGCUACGAGCGGGUGCUUGAGGAGGCGCUGUAUGCCCGCGAGCUGCUCGGCGUGCCCAAGCCCAAGGAAUCCACCUCGGGUCUUUUGAAAGCGAGGAAGGUCUUAAGUGAAGACUAUGGUAGCAUGCAUGUGUAUUUUGGACAACCAGUGUCAGUUCGCAGUCUGGCCCAAGGCCGCAUUAACCGCUCCCAGUACAACCUUGUGCCAAGACAUAUUCCUAAGAAGCCGGCUAAUGGUAUCCAGAGCUUUGUGAACGACGCUGCAUAUCAGCUGGUGCGCCUGCAGGAGGAGAACAUGGUUCUAAAGCCCUGGGUUCUGAUCGCCACGUUCCUCAUGCAGAAUCUGGAGGGGAUGGAACUCUCCCAGCUCGUAGAGCAGACUGUUUGGCUAAGGGAUCUGGCGCGAUCCUUUGGAGCCUUUCUCGACUGGCCAGAGCACAGUUCCGCCAGUAAGGUGGUGUCGUCCAGCCUGUCCCUGCACCGUAACCUGGUGAGUGUGAGCGGGGGGCAGGUGCGUCUGCAGGCGGGGCAGCCGACGGGUGCGAGCGCGGAGAGCCCGGAGGCGGCGCUGUUCGAGCAGGCGGUCAGCGCUCUGUCCUGCGCCUCCUACAGGAACCAGAUCCUGCACGUCUUCCUGCGGCCGGCACUCCUCGCCGUGGCUAUGCAGGCCGCCGCCUCCUCCAGGAAAGAAGAGGUCUACAACUGCUUCAGCUUCCUGCGGAACAUGUUCUCUAACGAGUUCAUCCUCUGUCCCGGAGAGGCCGUGCAGGACUUUGACGAGGCAUGCUACUUGCUAAUGAAGUGCGGGGCGGUGCAGAUGCUACAACAGGGGGUUGUGAGCGUGGAAACAGGCCAAGCCACCCUGUCCUUCCUCUGUGCCAUACUAGAGCCUUUCCUACAGGGAUACCAGGUGGUGUGCCGAUACCUCUAUGAAGAAGCCACUGACAACCUUACGGAGAGACAGUUCAUCCCUGCUGUUAGGAGUUUUGCUGUAAAGCUCCACUUAACAGGCAGCCUGCGAUGCUACGAGGCGCUGUCCUCUGACCUACAGAAGAACGCCCUGGCCGCUCUGCUCAGACUCAACGCAGUCAAGAAGGUCAAAAUGCCUGAUCAGGUCGUACUCAAAGUGAACAAGCUUGCAGUGAACUCUCUGGAAGACACUUUAGGGGGUAAGAUUCCGACCCAGAAGCCUGUCCUCGCCCGACUGUGAGCCCUUGGCUGUUCCCAGCGCUCCGAAGUCAGAGAUUCUGGAGAGCAGGCGAGCUGGAUCCGCCUUCAUUAGCAUAAAGCCACAUUUUCCAGGACUGCGCCAUUUUUUCUCUCCAAACUACAAAGACUGUUUGUCAUCAACUUGUGUGUGUGUGUGUGUGUGUGUGUGUGUGUGUGUGUGUGUGUGUGUGUGUGCGUGCGUGCGUGUGCGUGUGUGUGUGUGCAGUACAAAGAGACUUCACAGGAAUUCUCGUCAUCAGGGACGCACUUUUUGUAGAUGACAAAAAACUGCCUGUGUUCUCAUUUCUCUUUGACGAUUAAUGUACAGGAGAGUUAGCUCCACCUGUACAUGUACCCUUGCAAUUAACGCAUAUCUCUAACAGUUUCCUUUAACAUGCUGGUGUGCUGCCAAAUGCACGGAGACUCGACACAUUCAGAGGCAAAGCAGGUUGGCAUGAACACAAGGGACAGACCUGUUUUUACUCAAAAAAAGGGGAUUUUUAGUUUUUGCACACUGUAUUUAUUUGUUUGCAUGACGUUUUGAAACCUCUUUUUCCCUAGCAUUAAUGCAAAGAGAUCAUGGCCUUUCUUUUUUUUAAAAAAUAACAUCACUUGAAGUCUAUUUUCAAUACCUUAAAUAAUUAUGUGAAUAUUGAAGAAUUAUGGGAAUCAGAAAGAAGUCACGUGUAACAUGAAUCAAGCCAAGCAGCGAUCAUGCCAAUAGACGACUUUAGUGUGUUUACAUUCCCCUCACUGUCAUUAUGUGACAACUUGUGUCUGUGUGAGAGAUCUAUUCUGAAUGCUUUUAUCGUAGCAUUUUACAAGAUACGAAGAAGGUGGGGCCCAUAGCUCUGCCUGGGGUGUGUUCUGAUUUGAGCAUACAUGUCAUCAGUUCUCCGCUGUGCUCAGGAAAGCUAUUUCUGAAAUUAUACAUGAAAUGUUCCAGAACAUUAGGACGAUGUUCUGUGAUGACAAAUUGGAAACUACAUGUUUCUUUGUUAGGACUUCAAUGAAAUCCUUUUGGAGAAAAUAGAGAAAUUCUUGGUGUGAGCUCUCUUAAGUGGCUUCCUUUUUGGUGUUUGCUUUAAAUGCUAGUUGGUCUAUUUUUGUUUGUAACUGAAUAAUUUCUGUUACUUAUUAUGUGAACUACUGUUUACCAAUGCUGAGGUCAAAUGGAGAUGUUCAGUAUGCAGGUUUCAAGGGUUUGGAAAGCACUCUACUGCGAGGGCUUGUGCCAAAGCGAAGGGUCCACUUUAACACGCCUCCUCAGUCCUCACAAAGUCCAGCACUAACAAAAAACAAACGCUUAACCUUUCCAAAUAGUUUGCCCUGUGUCAAUUUCUAGGACAAUACUGUGUGUGUGUGUGUGUGUGGUGAGUGUGUGUGUGUGUGUGUGUGUGUGUGUGUGUGUGUGUGUGUGUGUGUGUGUGUGUGUGUGUUUAAUGUGUUGUGUCAUUGGGUCACAUGCUAGCGUUAACUACAUUUCUGUGGUCUGUGUAAAGAGCUUGUGAGACUCAUGAGGCUGUGAAUGAACAGACAUUAAAGCUUUACACAAUAAAA
Molecule: messenger RNA, 3737 nt
Organism: Alosa alosa (allis shad)
Lineage: Eukaryota; Metazoa; Chordata; Actinopteri; Clupeiformes; Clupeidae
Gene: gnpat
Product: glyceronephosphate O-acyltransferase
Exons: 16
Coding region: 169-2178 (669 amino acids)
Biological process (GO): ether lipid biosynthetic process
Cellular component (GO): peroxisomal membrane; mitochondrial membrane; peroxisome
Molecular function (GO): glycerone-phosphate O-acyltransferase activity
Source: RefSeq, a predicted model, not a curated record